Messenger RNA from Plasmopara halstedii, 2637 nucleotides. Its product is annotated as sulfate permease family. The record is from RefSeq and is a predicted model, not a curated record. The transcript has a single exon. NCBI's taxonomy places the organism in Eukaryota, Oomycota, Peronosporomycetes, Peronosporales, Peronosporaceae. Gene Ontology annotation, cellular component: membrane. The coding region runs from base 1 to 2637 and encodes 878 amino acids.
AUGUUCUCGCCCGCGCUUUCCGGCGCUACAAAAUGUCGCAAGAGCUCGACGAUGCGCGAACAAAGAGCUGAACAGUUUUUCCAAUGUGCUGGCAAUUCUUCUCAAUCUCAAUCUUCGCAACACCAGCGUCGUCACCGGAGCUGGGUAGACCAUGAAAACUCGCCCUGCAAUGGCGAGUCUCUGGCUCUGCUUGUCACGAACGACUCGGGUUUGAAGAAAAACAAUGCUAGCAAGUUUAAGAGUCCCUCCUGCCCGCACAAAGUGUCUAAAUCCGUGAAUGCAGUCAUCUAUGGCGUCAUUAACUCUAUUUUGACCAUCCCGUGCAUGUAUGGCUACGCUGCUAUCAUAUUUAGCCAUCCCGACUUCGCUAGCUUCAUGCCAGCAUUAUCAAAGCUGGUCAUGUUCUCUAGUGUUGUACAUCAAGUAAUGUUCACACUUUUAAGCUCGCUCCCAUUUGCCAUCGGACAAGUGCAGGAUGCUGGUCUUAUCUUUCUCAGUGCCAUCGCAACAUCGAUUUGCAAGUCUUUAGGCGAAGAUGUGGCAUUAGAAGCCAAAGUUACGACCACAAUUGUAUCCAUUGGGCUGGCUACAGCGUCACUCGGUGUCGUCUUAGUAUUGCUUGGCAAGUUUAAACUGGCAGGACUUGUAUCGUACCUGCCAAUGCCAGUGGUAGGAGGGUAUUUGGCGUAUAUCGGCUUAUUUUGUAUGUAUGCGGGUUUGUCUUUGUGCACAGGCCUUGUGAUCAACGACUUUACUUCCAUGCUGCAAAUUUGGGACCUACACAAUAUGCUACUGUGUGUCCCGGGUAUCGUAGGUGGCGUAAUUUUGCUGCUCAUAUCGCUACGUUGUGAAACCUCCUAUGCACUACCAGCUGCGAUUCUACUCAUGCCAUUGCUAUUUUUUCUCGUGCUUGGGGUUUGUGGUACCUCCUUGGAUGACGCGCGUGACUUUGGGUGGGUAUCACCGGCUUCGAAUUCUGCUGGCUUCAUGCAAUUAGUCGACUUGUUUGAUCUGACGCAGAUGCACUGGAACCAAAUCCCAAAACAAUUUACGACGUGGCUUGGAAUGACAUUUGUUGUGGCCUUUUCGUCUUGUCUCGAUGUUGCAGCGAUCGAAAUGGAUAUGGGCAAACAGCUUAAUAUUAAUCACGAGCUGAAGUCGGUAGGUUGGUCGAACGUCGUGAGUGGAAUGCUCGGUGGUUACACGGGCUCAUACAUCUUCUCACAGACCAUUUUCACAUACCGAUCCAAGACCAAUUCGCGUCUCGUCGGUGUGUGCGUCAUUAUAUCGGAGAUGGCCAUUGUGAUAGUGCCGCUAUCAAUCAUAAGUCUUGUGCCGCGCUUUUUCUUUGCUUCCACUUUGAUCUUUAUUGCACUUGACUUAAUGAUGGAGUGGCUGGUGCACGUAUACCACAAAAUCCUGAUGCGGGAAUACGUAGUGUUAUGGCUUUCUUUCAUUGCCAUUAAUAUGGUGUCGCUUGAACUGGGAAUGGUCCUUGGCAUUGGCUUUGCAAUUAUUAAUUUUCUUAUAGGGUAUGCACGGGUUCGAGUCGUCAGCCGUCGUUCCCGUUCAUCAGCUGCUGUACGCAAACUUGCAGCACGCACGUUUCUUGGUCAAAAGCGUGAUGCUAUUGUUUAUCUGGAAUUAUAUGGCUAUCUUUUUUUUGGCUCAUCGGUGCAGAUUCUUGAAGACGUGCAGAAAGCUGUCCACAUUCGCGAAUCCGGGGUGACAUUGAAUCAGCGACUAACUGAUGCAAUGGACUUGGAAUCAAAACAUAUAGAUGACAGUGGUAUCCCACUCACCCCAGUGUCGAAACGCGAUGUCCCUAUUGUUUGUUUAGACGGUAGCUUGGCGCCGUAUCCAAACGGUCUGCCUACCGAAUACGUUGUUAUGAACUUUACGCGCGUUUCCGGCAUGGAUGCAACGGCUGCACGUAGCGCCUUUAUGAUCCUAUUGCAACAUUGCAAACGCUACGCCAUCACCGUACUUUUUGCAGAUGUGUUACCAGAAAUCCGCCAACUACUACUAAUGAACGAAAUUGUAGACGAGAACAACUUCUUUCUUGACGCAGACUCUGCCUUAGAAUUUUGCGAAAAUCAGCUGUUGGGUCAAACAGAUCAUGCCAAGGAGGUUACCGAUCGCCAUGAGUCUAUCAGUGUGCUUUUGCACCGAUUUAUGGGCGAGCCUGAUGAUUCACCGCUCUUUCAAGGUAUCGACCAAUUCUUUCAUAAGUAUGAGGUACCCGAGGGCUACGACUUCUACCGUGUUGCAUCUUACCCGGACCGAUUUUACUUUCUCGCUAGUGGCCGCGUUUCACUCUAUAUGAACAAUGACGGAAGCGUGGUGCCUGGGAAGCCCUUGACUAUGCUAGAGAAUGUGAUUCCCGGGGCCAUGUUCGGAGAGGUCGAUUUUUUUGGCCGUCAAUACCGAUACAUGGCUGCCAGAUCUGUGGAACCGUGUACAGUGUUUGAAAUGAAUCGCGAAACUUACGACUCGAUGGAUAAAGUAGCACCUGUGCUCUGGAAUCGCCUCCGUGAUGUUGUUAUGCAAUCAAUGGCCCUGUCUAUCACCAACACUACAUCGAUACAAACUGUCAACAACGCGAAAAACAACAUUUUACACAUGGAAGUCUGCUAA